CUCCUCCUUCAGCCCUUCUGGCCAUUCGGCCAAGAGGCACGGUGGGGGCUGGGUUUCCCCUGAGACCAACGAGAUGAUGCCUCCAGAAGACCCAACCGCUCUGCUCCUCAGGGUUGCUUCAAGCACCUUUGGACGGACGGCCAAAGGUUGGACCUUCCCAGAGCUAAAAGUAAUUCCUUGAAUUGCUUCUGGAAAAGCCAAGCAGAUCCCUUUGAGAGGUGACCCUCGCACAGCGCUUCCUUUUCUGGAGAUGUCCUCUCUGAACAAAUCAUGGCCAUCGAUCAACUCUUCAUUAUGGAUUGACUCAUUUUUGACAGUCCUUGUGCCAGACCCUUUGCGGGGGGAGCCCCAGAAGGGGAAUGUCCAAGAGAAGGACCUUCCUGGCCUUUGGGCUACGUGGUGCCGUAGCUGAAGCAGAGAUGUCUAUUCUUUGAAUUUCAGGAUCUUGAGUCUUAGAAAAGCCACGUUAAAAACUCUGGGUUUUUUGGGGGAAUAUAGAACUUUGGAAGGUCUCAAGGUCUCAAAGCUGGCAAGGGUCUCGGCACUGAAAGUUGAUGACACUGCUGUCCAAGAGCCCCUAACAAGGGCAGGGUCUUUGAAACCUGGAGGAGGGAUGUGCAGAACGUGGCCUCCCCCCACCCAACUUUUUCUGAAAGAAGCAGACCCUCAACCACAAACCUGUCACAAGUCUUUGAGAUCUGACAGCGGGGCCUUUGGCUGGCUCUACAGGGUUGAGAGCCAGCUCUGCGAUUCCAUUCCCAUGCCUUAAUUUCCUUCUGCGGCUCCAGUUAGAUAUGGCUUUCCUUGCUUCCUCGGCUGGGAAGGAGGUCCUGUGAGUUCUCCAAACGGUUGAGGGACAAGAGGGGGCUCUGUUCAUCUCCACAUGAGUCUGAAAUGGAUUGAGAGAAACAAAACCAGUACAUUAUUCUAGUCUGUUCUGAACUCAUUGGCUGCUCCUUAGACGUGUGAGUAUUUCAGACUUUAGGUGCCCUGUUUUCCCUUCUCUCCUUCCUGAAUGUUUUCAUAGGUAAACAUUUAUGGGAGAAGGAAAACCAGCUUUGGGUGGGUGUCUCAACUUCUCCUCCCACACCAGCAUUUAAAAUGAAGAUGGUCCAUGACUAAACUUUUGGUUGGACAGUAGUCAGUUCUGAACGAUUCAUGACCCAGAUUUCGCCCCUGUGCCCUUCUGGAUAUACCAGGACAACUGCCAUCAUCCUUGCCAGUGCAUUGAGCUCAGGAGACCCAGGAAGGCUUUUAUUUUCCAUGGAAAAGUCUCCUAGGAUAGUUGGUUUCCAAGCUGUCUCGUUUCCCUCUGUCUGCUUCUCAAACGCUGCCCACUGAAAUUGGACCCUAACCAGAUUCCCCAGAGGUGGUCUUACUCUCCCAGGACCACAUGCAAGUCCUGAGGUGGGCGGUGAGGAAUGCCGGCCCUUCGUCCCUCAGGCUGACCCCUUUGACUCUCCCAAGGACAGCCCAGAGGAUCUGUCCUGCUAAGGAAGCAAAGCAGCUUCACGGAGCUGGUGAGCGAGCAAAGGCUGUGGGAGGGGCGGGAUCUCACGAGCAUCGCUCGGUCCCCCUUUCCUUUUGAAAGCCCUCUUUCAUCAGGAUGGACGAGGGCAGGUCCUUGCGCUUGUUUGGGGCCAAGAAGAUAUCGUGGGGGGGGGAGGUUUAGGGCUCCAUAAAAAGUCCUCCAUUCCCGAGUGACGUGGAGAGUCCUCCCUCCUCCGCCCAGAAGGAUCGGUUGGCUUUUUCAUUCCCACCAAGGAAUGUCGAGAAGCUCAGCACAAUGACUUGAAGACUUGGUUAUGAACCUUUCUGACUUUGCUACCUUCUGCCUGUCCUUUGGGGCCGCAAAAUGUUUCGGCUGCUUAAAGAAGCCCCAUCCCAAGCCCUUAAGCGAGAGCUUUUUUAUGGUCAAAGGAGCUGCGUUAUUCCUGCAGCAAGGAAACAGUCCGCAAGGGCCGCCCCGGAGUCUCCUGCAUCCUCACAAACAUGCAGGAGAUUUGCCGCAGCACCUUCAGGUGAUGAUCAACCUCCUUCGCUGUGAGGACAGAAUCAAGUUGGCCGUGCGCUUAGAAAGUGCCUGGAGCGAUCGUGUGAGGUACAUGGUGGUGGUCUACAGCACUGGGCGCCAAGACACCGAGGAGAACAUUCUCCUGGGCGUGGACUUUUCCAGCAAGGAGAGCCAGAGUUGUACCAUCGGGAUGGUGUUGCGUCUGUGGAGCGAUACGAAGAUCCACCUGGAUGGAGACGGCGGGUUCAGCGUCAGCACGGCGGGCAAGACACAUAUCUUCAAACCCGUCUCGGUACAAGCCAUGUGGUCUGCCUUGCAGAUCCUCCACAAGGCUUGCGAGAUGGCUCGGAGGCACAACUACUUCCCGGGUGGGAUGGCGCUCGUCUGGGCCACCUACUACGAGAGCUGCAUCGCCUCCGAGCAGAGUUGCCUCAACGAGUGGAACGCCAUGCAGGACCUGGAGUCUCCACGCCCCGACUCGCCUGCCCUCUACAUGGACAAGCCAACCGAGCGGGAGAGAGCAGAACGGCUGAUCAAGGCCCAACUCCGGAGCAUCAUGAUGAGCAAAGAUCUGGAGAACGUGACUUCCAAAGAAAUCCGGAACCAGCUGGAGAAGCAGAUGAGCUGCAAUUUGAAAGAAUUCAAGGAAUUCAUCGACAAUGAGAUGCUGCUCAUCCUGGGUCAGAUGGACAAGCCCUCCCUCAUCUUCGACCACCUCUACCUGGGGUCUGAAUGGAACGCCUCGAACCUGGAGGAACUUCGGGGCUCAGGCGUGGACUACAUUUUAAACGUCACCAGGGAGAUCGACAACUUCUUCCCGGGGCUGUUUGCCUACCACAACAUCCGCGUCUAUGACGAAGAAACGACCGACCUUCUCGCCCACUGGAACGAGGCUUAUCAUUUCAUCAACAAAGCCAGGAAGAACCACUCCAAGUGCCUGGUUCACUGCAAGAUGGGCGUGAGCCGCUCCGCCUCCACGGUCAUUGCCUACGCCAUGAAGGAGUUUGGGUGGUCCCUGGAGAAAGCCUACAAUUACGUCAAGCAGAAGCGCAGCAUCGCUCGGCCCAACGCCGGGUUCAUGAGGCAGCUGCUGGAAUAUCAGGGUAUCCUGGAUGCCAGCAAACAGCGCCACAACAAGCUCUGGAAACAGCAGGCGGGAGGCGGAUUCUCCCCCAGUUCGGAAAGCUCCGCCGGACCCAAUGAUUUCCUGCUUGGCAGCCUGGAGGACGCGGACCUGGGGCCUCCCGGCCCGCCUCUCUGUGCAGACCGCCGAACGGCCCUGGAGUUGGUGGGCCUCCACUACUGCUUGCGGCGCCUCUCCGACUCCUUGCCAGGCCCCCGGGAGCUGUGUCUGCAGGUGGAAGACCUGGAGGCAGACUCAAGUCUGGAGGAGGACCUGCUGGGGCAGCUGCAGGCAGGAAAGCCGGAGGUCAAGGGGCGGGCCCAGCCGUCCAGCGCUGCAGACCUCGAGAGCCACCCGAAGCCUGAGGCCAGCCAGCCGAAGGAGGAGACGGUUCCUCGGCUGCAGGUCUCCGAGGAGGAGAAGCCCCUUGAACGAUGGAAGCGGCGGUCGCUGGACGAGGAGGGCAGGCACAACUGCCAGAACCUGAAUAACAACAACAGUAAGAGGAGCUGCCCGGAUGACUUUGAACAUGAAGCCCUGUUUGGGAUCCUCCACAAAGUCAAGCCCCACUACAAGUCUUGCACCGACUGCAUGUAUCCCUUGGGGGGGUCCCCUCCUGAAGCCUUCAGGGACUCCCCGGAAAUCCUGCCGGUGGAAGCCCCCGGCCACCAUGCCACCGUCUGCACCCAGCCCCCCUUCCCAACGUUUCUGGAGCAGGCCUUCUGCAAGGCGCCUCUGAAGGAAUCCCAGGGGCUGAGAGCCAAUAGUUUGCUCCCGAUGGUUGUGGGAAACGAGGCCCAGGACAUCAGUCCCGAUCGGCCAGCUUCAGGCUGGCCCUGUGGCCCUUCUGAAAAGCCCAGGGAGGCCCCUAAAACCCCAGGAGGUGCCUCGCUUGGCUCAAGAUAUUCUCUCUGUGAGAGAAGUCCGGUCUUCAAGCACGAUCCUUUUCCAAGAAAAGAUGCUAGGCAGACAAAGGACUUGAAAUACUUGCUCUUCAGCAAAGAUCUGGAGAAGCCAACCACAAACAGCUAUCUGAUGCAGCACCAGGAGUCUCUUCUUCAGCUCCAGAAAGCUGGUUUAGUCCGCAAGCACACAAAGGAACUGGAGCGCCUCAAGGCCCCACCAUCCGACCCAGCCGGGCAGGGCAAGGAGUGUUCCGGAACCCCAACUGAUGUGGCGACUAUCUUGGAAGAGGAGCCCCAGGAGAUGGUCGUUGUUGAGGGUCAGCUGCAGCCCUCCUCUCAAGAUGUCUCGGAGAAGCUCCUGAAGACCCUUCUUGCUGCUGAAGCCUCCCAGAAGACCUCCACACCUGUCUCCUCCAAGGCGGACCACAUGAGCACCUUCACAAAAGACUUCCUGAAGACCAUCUCCUACACCCCGUCAUCUUCGAGGAGCUCCAACCUAACACGGAGUUCCAGCAGCGACAGCAUCCACAGCGUCCAUGGGAAGCCCGGGCUGGUGAAACAGCGGACGCAGGAGAUUGAAACCCGGCUGCGGCUGGCCGGCCUGACCGUCUCCUCUCCGCUGAAGCGCUCCAACUCUCUUGCCAAGCUGGGCAGCCUCGACCUGGCCUCCGAGGACCUGGCGGGAGAGGUGGACCUGUCGCCCUUGACCCAUCUGAGGGAGGCCACGCCAAGCGAGCCUCCAGCCCUUUGCAACCUCCUCUCCUGGAAGAACACGGAAGACGGACUCCAACCCUCGGCAAAACCGACCCUGGGGAAGCUGAAGCACACACCCCGGAUGGGAAAAAGCUGACACCUUUGCGGUGUUGUUAUUUUAAUGGUUACUUUUAGUUUUGUCUGUACUAAAUGCAAUUUUAUCUUGUUCAGAAAAGAAGAGAGAGUUGCCUCCCACUUCUCAGGUGGCCCUUCAAGCACAGCGGCCACAGAGCAGGGACAUCUGAGAAGAGGACCAGCCCAAGGAGAAGGUGCAGGGCUCUUGGGCCUCUCUCACGGCCUCUUCUGGACUUUUAUCGGGCAGCGCCAUCCUUCCUUACAUGCCAAAAAAUGUCAAAAGAAGCCAGAGAUUUGCUUUGAAGGUCAAGCCAAGUGUUGCUCUUCCUCCUUUAAGAGUCCCUCGUGCAAGGACCCAAAGGGGACACAAAUGCUACCUCCGAUUUUCAGAUCUACGUAGAUAGAUAGACAGACCGGCACCUCUGCGUGUGUACGUAGUUUAAGAUUUUUCAAACCCUUCCCCUGAAAGGGUUUUUUUUUUCUAAGGAAAAAAUAGUCCCUAGGUCAAUAGGAUGAUUGCCCUGGCCCCGUGGCUCACUCAACGCACCUGGAAUGCCAGAGGAUUUCCAGCAGAAAGCAUUUUUGCUAGCCAUCGCUGGACUGAAUAUGCCGGCCAGUGUCCUCAUCUGAACUGACCAGUGGCUGGCAAGGUGGUUGUUUUCCCUCCAAACUUGAUAGUUUUGUUUGGGGGUGUUGGGUGGGACCCCCCUGAAUCUCCCUCCCUUCUGCUGUACCUGUUACAUGUAGGAGAUGUUUACUGUUUCUCCCGAUCCUGUUGAAAACUGUAAAUCUCAUUGUAGCGUUACCUAGUGAGGUACGACAGGUAAUGUGUGUUUCCUGGGGCAUUAAACGCUUUUGUUGAUAAA
Messenger RNA from Pantherophis guttatus, 5736 nucleotides. NCBI's taxonomy places the organism in Eukaryota, Metazoa, Chordata, Lepidosauria, Squamata, Colubridae. The record is from RefSeq and is a predicted model, not a curated record.